Molecule: messenger RNA, 2150 nt
Organism: Culex quinquefasciatus (southern house mosquito)
Lineage: Eukaryota; Metazoa; Arthropoda; Insecta; Diptera; Culicidae
Exons: 2
Coding region: 249-1511 (420 amino acids)
Source: RefSeq, a predicted model, not a curated record
AAACGCUAAAUUGGAAUUAUGAGAACGAUACUGCGAUUUUUUUAAACCGGUUAAAUUACAAAUUUAAAAACAAAACAUUGAAAAGGAUUUUUAAAGAUUUAGCGAUUAUAACAAAAAAUCAGAUAGUAAAAUUAAAAAUAUUUUUUGAAGUAAACUAAAAAUCAUUGUAACCACAAUUUUAUUUCUCAACAUGCCUAACAGAAACCCAGACAAGAAAGCAAUACAGUCGACGAAGUUCAAAUCAUAAAAUGUUCAACAUGUGGCUCACAAGUUUAGUCCUACUGACGGUUUACGUUCCGGAAACGACUUCCAGUAUCAAUUGCUUCCGCUGCUUCGCGUCCAUCGAUUCCAUCGAGAGCCAACAGAAUCAACCUCCGUUCGAGCUGGUUGUGAGCAUACUUGAUGUCAGUGUGAAUGGCACAAGCAGCAUUGAGCAGCAGACGACGUCAAGAAACGAAUCCGUUGGGCAAGUGUUGUUUGAAGUAUCUUAUAUCGAUGAACCACGCGGCGAGGUUUGCGCUUGGAGCUUGGAUCUGUUGGACGGGAGUUUUAGUAGUUACUUUAAUGAAUCAAACAGCAUCUCCCAUAUCGUCAAUCAUAUCGCAAACGCCUUGGUGAACUAUUUACGGAUCCACUGCUCGACUGAUAAUCAAUCGUGGACUGAUACAAUCAAAUUUAAUUGUCUAGAUAGGUUUAUUCUGUACCGGUUAUGCGAGAUUCAGAAGGAUUUGGAAGCGUCAUACCUGCGAGACGUGCUGGGCUCGCGUGUGAAACGUGAGGAACGUUCCAAGCGAUGUAGUCUGAACAAUCUGCUCUCGACCAACCGGAAGAUAUACGAAUUUGGGUUGGAGAACGAAUCGCUGGCCUCGCACUCGCAGACCAUCCUCAGCACCAUCUAUCUUGUGACCGACGUCAUCACUGAGUUUUACAACCGCAAGCUGGCACACUCUCGGAAAAGCAGCUUUUACCGUUCCGAGCCGGGACGUGAUGCCGAGGACACGGUAGUGCAAAAAAUCAGCUCCUCCAUCGAGAUAAUCCUGCUGCAAACUAUCAAGUAUCACAUUCUGCACAAGUUGGGUCUGCGAGAGCGACCGAACGUUACGCGGAUUGCCAAGAAUGAGUACGUGUUUGAAGCGCUGGACCGCGUCUACGGUAACAAGAUAAAUAUUGGCAACACUUACGCCGAGAAGCACUACUACAGCAAAUAUUUGCAAGCGAAUCUAUCAAAAGAUUUCUCAAAUUCCUUCGUCGACACGUUCUUCGAAGCGACUGACAUUGGCACCGGCGUCGGCAACGGCCUGGAGAAGCAGAACAAUUUCUUCCCCAAGAAAAUGAAGUAUAAGCAACCGCCACAUUCCAGCGACAGCGAGAAGCAAAACCUUUUCGGCGGUACCAAGAUUCUCUCAUUUGCGGAAAAAGAUUCACUGGAAAUGAUGCCUAAUUACCCGGCUUCGGCUGCCGAUCCCGAUGAUGCUAUGAGACGCGGGUUCGAUUCCCGCCUUAUCCACUGAGCUUCUAUCGGAUGGUGAAGUAAAACGUCGGUCCCGGUUUCUCCUGUCUCGUCAGAGGCGCUGGAGCAGAAAUCCCACGUUAGAGGAAGGCCAUGCCCCGGGGGGCGUAGUGCCAAUAGUUUCGUUUCGAUGCCUAAUUACGUAGACUGUCACAUCCAACCGCAUGGUACUCUGUUGCUUGUGGGGGUGGGGAGGUGGCAAAGGGGGUGGCACAAUUGCACGUGAGAAAAACGACAAAAAGGGUCACUUCCCUUCUCCUGGAUUCUCCUCACGGCACACAACCGACAUCGCCAGUGUCACGGUGACAUCGCGGAUGAGGACAGUUUAGCGUUUAGCGAUGUAGGGCUUGUUGUAGGGCAGCCAGCAACAUUCCAAGUGUUGCGCAUGCGUGUGUGCACGUUGCCCUCUGUACUCAAUUGAUUUUAUUCGCACACAUCCACCAGAGAUCCUCGUGGUCUGCAAGAGAUUUCUACUGCAUGCACUAUCCCUCUAGCCAUGGGUGGUUUCGCAAAGCAGGGGCAGGGGCUCUCAAACGGAGAUUUAAGCUGAAUUUCACAUGCAUUGCUUUAAAAAAUUGGCUAACUGUAAUCCUAGCAGCUCUCCGCUUGCCGAUAUCGGAGGAACCAUCUAGAAAUAGAA